Thalassophryne amazonica is the source of this 2122-nucleotide messenger RNA. RefSeq names its product plasticin-like. NCBI's taxonomy places the organism in Eukaryota, Metazoa, Chordata, Actinopteri, Batrachoidiformes, Batrachoididae. Gene Ontology annotation, molecular function: structural molecule activity. The coding region runs from base 106 to 1527 and encodes 473 amino acids. Gene Ontology annotation, cellular component: axon; plasma membrane; type III intermediate filament. The transcript has 9 exons. The record is from RefSeq and is a predicted model, not a curated record.
AUGGAUGUAUAAAACCCGCCGUGCUCUUCAGUCUCGUCCUGUUGCCUCACACCUCCAGCUCACUGCACCUUCCACCGUCUGCAAGAACAACAACACACUUCAACCAUGAGCCACUCGUUCAGCACCUCCACCUCCUACCGACGCACCUUUGGAAGCCCACACAAGAUCUCCAUAACCUCUUACUCCCCAGUGUCCUCUCGCAUGCCCCUCUCUGGGGGCCACUAUAUGCGUUCGGCAUCACCUGCGGUGGCGGCCCGCUCCACCGCUUACCACCAACAACGUUCCCGCUCCAGCACCCAGCCUCCUCGCCUCACCUACGACAAGGUGGACUUCACCCUGGCUGAAGCCAUCAACCAGGAGUUCCUGACCACUCGCAGUAAUGAGAAGGCUGAGCUGCAGGAGCUCAAUGACCGCUUUGCCAACUUCAUUGAGAAGGUGCGCUACCUGGAGCAGCAAAACGGCGCCUUGCAGCAAGAGCUCAACCAGUUCAAAGGCCAACAGCAGCAUGGUCAACCUAACCGCGCCUCAGAGCUCUUCCAGGAGGAGCUGAGGGAGAUGAGGCACCAGCUGGAAGCCAUUGGCAAGGAGAGGGACCAGUACCAAAUGGAGAGGGACAACCUGGCAGAGGACCUGGCCCUGCUCAAACAGAGGUUGGAUGAAGAAGCCCAGAAACGGGCCGAUGCUGAGAGUAACUUGGUUGCUUUCCGUAAGGAUGUGGAUGAUGCCACAUUGUCCCGCCUGGAGCUGGAAAGGAAGAUUGAGUCUCUGAUGGAUGAAAUUGAAUUCCUGAAGAAGCUCCAUGAUGAGGAAAUCCAGGAUGUGCAAGUGAGUGUCCAGACUCAACAGCUGAAGAUGGAAGUGGACAGCACCUCAAGACCAGACCUGACUGCUGCUCUGAAAGACAUCAGAGCCCAGUAUGAGACCAUUGCUUUGAAGAACAUGCAGGAUUCUGAGGAAUGGUACAAGUCCAAGUUUACUGAUUUGACUGAGUCUGCAAAGCGCAACACAGAUUCUCUGAGGCAGGCCAAGCAGGAGGCCAACGAGUCCAGGAGGCAGAUUCAGGCUCUUAACUGUGAGAUUGAUGCCCUGAAGAACACGAAUGAAGCUCUGCUGAGGCAGAUGCGUGACAUGGAGGAUCAGUUUGGUGUUGAGAUUGGAAACUACCAGGACAACGUAGCCAGGCUGGAAGAUGAGAUCCGCCACCUGAAGGAAGAAAUGGCUCGCCACCUUCGGGAGUAUCAGGACCUCCUGAAUGUUAAAAUGGCUCUAGACAUUGAGAUUGCCACCUACCGUAAGCUUCUAGAGGGGGAGGAGAGCAGGAUUACUGUUCCCAUGUUUAAUAUUGGAAUGAGCAAUCAUAUUGGUGAAAGAGACUACGAUCAUGUUCCAGACAACCUGAGCAAGAGGACUGUGGUGAUAAAGACAGUUGAGACCAGAGAUGGAGAGGUGGUGAAAGAAUCCAGGAGGGAGAAGGAGAGAGACUCAGGCCGGACUGAUGGAAAGGAGAAGGAUGACAAGGAAGAGUAGUUCAAGUUGAUAGUAAGAAGGCCAAUGCCAUGAUGGAAGAAAAAAAAAACUAAAUUACAAAAAGAUCAAAUUGAAAAAGGAAAAAAAAAACUUGAUUGAUAUAAUCCUUGUUUCAGUAAUGUGUUUGUUUGUUUGUUUAGUGAAGAGUUGCUCAGUAGAGGUGAAACAUUAACUGAAUCCCUUAAAACAUCGUCACCUGGUGCUACAAAAAACUGUUGUCUGUACCAACUUUAGUUACAAACCAACAGAGGCCUUGGUUUACAGUGCAAUCUUGUGCAGUCUAAAAAAGUAUUAACCUUACAAUACAAAAAUGUAAGCCUUUAGUGAUCUGUCUCAUACAUAAGAAUUGAAGCUUAAGGCACUGCCCUUUGAUCAAUACUUACAAGUUCAUAUUUGCAUUGUUUUAAAAACUUGCUAUGAUUUCACUGUACCAAUCAAUAAAUGGGAAUUAUUCAUUGACACAAUUAUAUCAAUAAAACAAAGCAGUCACCAACUGAAGCAAGACUUUCAUUUAGUGUGCUUUGCAAUUCUGUGUGUAUCUGAAAGGACCGAUGACUGACCGUGUAAGUGCAAAUAAAUUUAACUGAUGCAAACC